Molecule: messenger RNA, 1329 nt
Organism: Engraulis encrasicolus (European anchovy)
Lineage: Eukaryota; Metazoa; Chordata; Actinopteri; Clupeiformes; Engraulidae
Product: zinc finger protein 239-like
Exons: 2
Coding region: 255-1202 (315 amino acids)
Biological process (GO): regulation of transcription by RNA polymerase II
Cellular component (GO): nucleoplasm
Molecular function (GO): DNA-binding transcription repressor activity, RNA polymerase II-specific; RNA polymerase II cis-regulatory region sequence-specific DNA binding
Source: RefSeq, a predicted model, not a curated record
GUGGCACUUGUAGAGGCACUACACCAAUCUGCAAAGAAGAACCAUGUUUAUCCCAUGAACUUGAAGGAGGGGAGAAGUCUCAUGUCACGAAAUGUUGUGGUGAUGAGAGAACUUCUACAACUCAGCCAUCAACUCCAUCACAACAGGCAAUACCUGUGAAGGUGAUUAAAGAAGAAGAAGAAGAUAUUUAUGAUUUUCUUCCAGAGUAUUUGUACAGAACAAAGGAGGAAGAGAAUGAAACUGGCACAUCGUACAUGAAAGAAGAAGCCAUGGCCGUGAAAAGAGAAACAGAGUCUUCUCUAAUGGAAUGCAAUGGAGACAUGGCCCUAAUAGAUGAACACCAGACAGCUUCUACUAGCACAGACCAUCAACAGUGUGCCACAUCUGAAAAGAGUUUUAAAGCAGAACAGCACCAGAGAACCCAUGCACCAGGAACCCCAUUCAAAUGUGCCACAUGUGGGAAAGGAUUUAAACAUAAGGGUCAUCUCAACAAGCAUCAGAGAACCCAUACUGGAGAAAGGCCUUACCAGUGUGUUUUGUGUGGAAAAGGCUUUACAGAGAAAGGCAGCCUCAUUUCCCAUCAGAGGAUCCAUACUGGAGAAAGGCCUUACCAGUGUGAUAUGUGUGGGAAAAGCUUCAUAAAAAGCUGUAAUCUCAUUUCCCAUCAGAGGAUCCAUACUGGAGAAAGGCCUUACCAGUGUACUACAUGUGGAAAAGGUUUUAAACAGAAAAGUGACCUCAUCACCCAUCAGAGAACCCAUACUGGAGAAAGGCCUUACCAGUGUACUACAUGUGGAAAAGGCUUCACAGAGAAAGGCAGCCUCAUCAGGCAUCAGAGGAUCCAUACUGGAGAACGGCCAUACCAGUGUGCUACAUGUGGGAAAGGCUUUACAACUAUACGUGACCUCACCAUCCAUCAGAGAACCCAUACUGGAGAUAAACCAUAUCAAUGUUCAACAUGCGGAGCAGCCUUUUCACAACUCUUCUCUUUGGCUUAUCACCAGAAAACCCACACUGGAGAAAGGCCUUACCAGUGUGCUACAUGUGGAAAAGGAUUUAAACAGAAAUGUGACCUUAUCACCCAUCAGAGAAUCCAUACUGGAGAAAGGCCUUACCAGUGUGCUACAUGUGGAAAAGGAUUUGGACGGAAACAUGAUCUCAACAGGCACCAGAGAAUCCAUGCUGGAGAAGGUCCUCAGUAGUGUGCUAUGUGUGGACCAGGCUUUGCACUGAAAGGUGUCCUCAUCUCCCAUCAGAACAUCCUUCAGAAAUGUAUUACUUGUGUUUUUGACUUUUUUUAAAUAAAGUUUCUUUUCAUGGCACAAUGAA